Molecule: messenger RNA, 2207 nt
Organism: Perca flavescens (yellow perch)
Lineage: Eukaryota; Metazoa; Chordata; Actinopteri; Perciformes; Percidae
Gene: lmo2
Product: LIM domain only 2 (rhombotin-like 1)
Exons: 3
Coding region: 579-1061 (160 amino acids)
Biological process (GO): positive regulation of transcription by RNA polymerase II
Cellular component (GO): nucleus
Molecular function (GO): transcription coactivator activity; DNA-binding transcription factor binding
Source: RefSeq, a predicted model, not a curated record
GCGGUGUUUAGCUGUCGCUUUAAGACCGAUUUCCCCCCAUUGUCAAACAGUCGUGAGCAGGAAGAGGGAAACGAAAGCAGAGACCGAGGGAGCCCGACGUAUUUAAACACGAUGCUGCUGCCGCACAAUAACGGUGACCACGGCUGCAUACAGUGGAGCGCGUCUGCAGCCCGCUCAGUUAAAAAAGACGCACGGACACGGAGAUCCCCGCAAGUGACCUUUUGAUCGGAUUGAUGGUGUUUUAAUUUACUAAACGGACAGUCCGCAAAGUCGCUGCAGGAUGAUAAAAUAUAGACUUGUGAGACAUGUAAGUGUCACCGCGGGUCAUUGCCUCAGGAAAUGAUGACAGUCUCCUCCAUCAUCGCUUAGCUGUUUAGAGUGAAAUUGCCUUCUCUUGCGGCCAUUUCCUCAAUUGCUUAUUAAUUUAACACACGAAAAGCUUAAACCGGCGUCUUGGAGGCUGUGGGAGCAGGUGCAGCGCGUCUUGGCUUUGGUCUGCCCGCAGGCAGCUUCACAGGUAGCCGCUGCUGUGGACUCUGAAACCUAAUCUGGAUCCGGCUGGACAUCAUAUCUUAGACAUGACAUCCACUAUAGAGAGGAAGACACUGGAAGCCAAUGAGGAGCCGGUGGAUGAGGUCCUCCAGAUGCCCCCGUCUCUGCUGACAUGUGGUGGGUGUCAGCAGAGCAUCGGUGACAGAUUCUUCCUAAAGGCCAUCGAGCAGUACUGGCAUGAGGACUGCCUGAGCUGUGACCUGUGUGGCUGUCGACUCGGGGAGGUGGGCCGCCGGCUCUACUACAAGCUGGGAAGAAAACUAUGUCGGAGAGACUACCUCAGGCUUUUCGGUCAGGAUGGUCUCUGUGCUUCCUGUGAGAAGAGGAUUCGAGCAUUUGAGAUGACGAUGCGUGUGCGGGACAAGGUUUACCAUCUGGAGUGCUUCAAGUGUGCCGCCUGCCAGAAGCACUUCUGCGUGGGUGACCGCUACCUGCUCAUCAACUCAGACAUUGUGUGCGAGCAGGACAUCUUUGAGUGGACCAAACUCAACAAUAACAACAUGGUUUAGCAGAUACUCUUGCUCAACAUGAAGGAGCAUCCCCCUGUCUUUUUCCCAUGCUGGCUUUGAAAGGAACAAACCAUUGGUAAACUGACUUGUUGCAGUCUGUGCAGGCUUUAUCAUGCAUCUGACAUUUACAUGGAAUAAUUGUAACAUUAAAAGAGAGGCUAUAUCUCUGCAUGGCUCCCUGCUGGAGACUAAUGAAGACUGCACCAGCAAUAACAAAGCUUUUCAUCUAAGGCUUCAUCCUUAAAUACAAAAAAUGCUUAAAUACUGAAAAUACUUAAACAUCCAAUAAUAUUUGUUUUUUAUACACAUUGGAAUUUUAGAACUUUAGCAAUGAACAAAAACUAAAUCUUUGUCAAGUUUCUUGUAGUCAAACACUGUUUCAUCACCUCAGUCUGGUCCGGAGAAUGAGAAGGAGGUUUUAUUUUAUGGAUAGGUAAUUUCCUGAGAAUUAUUACUAUAUUUGUAUCGUUAAUCUGAAUCUGCAAAGUAACUUAAGUUAUCAAAUAAAUGUAGUACAGUAAAAAGUCCUCUAUAUUUCCCUCUGAAACGUAGGCUAUUGGAGUAGAAAUAUAUAGUAGCAGAAAAUGGAAAUACUCAAGUACAAGUACCUCAAAAUUGUACUUAAGUACAUACUUGAAUAAAUUUACUUACAUUCCACUACUGGUACUAAUUAUAGGGGAAAUAUAAACUUCAUUGAAGGAACUGCUCUAUUUUAAAUCCAAGUAAAUAUUGAUUCAUUAUUCAUGAAUUAUUGGAAGUUUAAUAUUUCAUAUAUGUUGAAUUAUACUUGCAUGUUCAACCUGCUGCAUUGACUAUCUGCUUUUUAUAUGACUAGUUUUGUAUGAAACUUCCCUAGGAAAAUAGUAAUAAUUUAUUAGUAAAUUACAGACCUGUAAAAUUAAACAUUACCAGAUUGUCAUGUUACAAAUGGAAUACAAAGUCCAUAUUAUAAUGUCCCUGAUCAGAACGAUUGCACUGUAUUGCCAGGUUCAACUGGUGGCGCCCUCUAGUGAUCAAGGUAUCCCAUGCAAUACUGAUUUUACUGACUUUGGAGCUGUUUCCAGUCUGUCUUUUGUAAUUGUUACACCUCUCUGGAUAUGCACCCAUGGCUUUUUGAAUAUUUACUAUUAAAUACAUUUCAAGUAG